AUGGGACUUGGCGAUGGCAGAGAUCAGUAUGAAUUGGCGGCGACGUCAGAGCAAGGUGGGAAGAAGAAAAACAAAAACAAAAAGAAGGAUAAGGAUAAGGACAUGGAUGAACUUAAAAAGGAAGUUGAUUUGGAUGAUCACAAGCUGACCCUGGAUGAGCUUCACAAUAAAUAUGGUACAGACUUGAGCAAGGGGCUGACUAGUUCCCGUGCUGUGGAGAUACUUGCCCGUGAUGGGCCCAAUGCCCUGACUCCUCCCCCCACCACACCAGAGUGGGUAAAAUUCUGUAAGCAGAUGUUUGGAGGGUUUUCCAUGCUACUUUGGACUGGUGCGGUCCUCUGUUUCCUUGCCUAUGGAAUACAAGCUGCAAUGGAGGAUGAACCUGCCAAUGAUAAUUUGUACCUGGGUGUUGUACUUUCUGCUGUCGUCAUCAUCACUGGCUGCUUCUCAUACUACCAAGAGGCCAAAAGCUCUAAGAUCAUGGACUCCUUCAAGAACUUGGUUCCUCAGCAAGCUUUGGUUAUUCGGGAUGGGGAGAAGAAGCACAUUAAUGCUGAGGACGUUGUGUUGGGUGAUUUGGUAGAGGUGAAAGGUGGAGACAGGAUUCCUGCAGACAUUCGUAUCAUCUCGGCUCAUGGCUGCAAGGUGGAUAACUCCUCUCUCACCGGCGAAUCUGAGCCCCAGACCCGCUCCCCCGACUUCUCAAACGAGAACCCGCUGGAAACCAGGAACAUCGCUUUCUUUUCCACCAACUGUGUGGAAGGCACUGCCCGUGGUAUUGUCAUCAGCACUGGUGAUCGCACUGUAAUGGGACGCAUCGCCACCUUGGCAUCCGGUUUAGAAGUGGGCCGCACUCCCAUCUCCAUUGAAAUCGAGCACUUUAUCCACAUAAUCACGGGCGUAGCUGUGUUUCUGGGCGUCUCUUUCUUCAUCCUUUCCCUCAUCCUGGGUUACUCCUGGCUUGAGGCCGUCAUCUUCCUCAUUGGUAUUAUUGUAGCCAAUGUGCCCGAGGGUCUUCUUGCCACCGUUACUGUCUGUCUCACCCUGACAGCCAAACGCAUGGCUAAGAAGAACUGCCUUGUGAAGAACCUGGAGGCUGUAGAGACCCUGGGUUCCACUUCCACCAUCUGCUCAGAUAAGACGGGCACACUGACUCAGAACCGCAUGACUGUGGCUCACAUGUGGUUUGAUAACCAGAUCCAUGAGGCUGACACCACAGAAAACCAGAGUGGGACAUCCUUUGACCGUAGCUCAGCCUCCUGGACCUGCCUUGCACGCAUUGCCGGCCUCUGCAACAGGGCUGUGUUCUUGGCUGAACAGUCUGAAGUACCCAUCCUUAAAAGGGAUGUAGCUGGAGAUGCUUCAGAGUCAGCCCUGCUGAAGUGUAUUGAACUGUGCUGUGGUUCCGUAAAGGAGAUGAGGGAAAAACACACAAAGAUAGCAGAAAUCCCUUUUAACUCCACCAACAAAUACCAGGUCUCAAUCCACAAGAAUCCCAAUGCCGCCACAGAGUCCAAACACCUGUUGGUAAUGAAAGGAGCUCCAGAGAGAAUUCUAGACCGGUGCUCCACAAUAAUGAUUCAUGGAAAGGAACAGCCACUGGAUGACGAGAUGAAAGAUGCCUUCCAGAAUGCCUAUCUUGAGCUGGGAGGCCUUGGAGAGAGAGUAUUGGGAUUCUGUCACUUCUACCUCCCCGAUGAUCAGUUCCCAGAGGGCUUUCAGUUUGACACAGAUGACGUGAACUUCCCCACGGAGAGCCUUUGCUUUGUGGGCCUUAUGUCCAUGAUUGACCCUCCUCGUGCUGCUGUACCAGACGCCGUAGGCAAGUGUAGAAGCGCUGGAAUCAAGGUCAUCAUGGUCACUGGUGAUCAUCCAAUUACUGCUAAGGCCAUUGCUAAAGGUGUUGGGAUCAUCUCUGAGGGUAACGAGACUGUGGAAGACAUCGCAGCGCGUUUGAACAUUCCUGUUAAUGAAGUCAAUCCAAGAGAUGCAAAGGCCUGUGUGGUCCAUGGUGGAGACCUUAAGGACCUCACUCCAGAGCAGUUGGAUGACAUUCUUAAACAUCAUACUGAGAUUGUAUUUGCCAGAACCUCUCCCCAGCAAAAACUGAUCAUUGUUGAAGGAUGCCAGCGUCAGGGAGCCAUUGUUGCUGUGACAGGUGAUGGUGUGAAUGAUUCUCCCGCUCUGAAGAAGGCUGAUAUUGGUGUAGCCAUGGGAAUUGCUGGCUCAGAUGUCUCCAAGCAGGCUGCUGACAUGAUUCUUCUUGACGAUAACUUUGCCUCCAUUGUGACGGGAGUCGAAGAAGGUCGUUUGAUUUUUGACAACCUGAAGAAGUCCAUUGCCUAUACUCUAACCAGCAACAUACCUGAGAUCACUCCUUUCCUACUUUUCAUCAUUGCCAACAUCCCCUUGCCCUUGGGCACUGUUACCAUCCUGUGUAUUGAUCUGGGAACAGACAUGGUGCCUGCCAUUUCCCUUGCUUAUGAAGCAGCUGAGAGUGACAUUAUGAAAAGGCAACCCAGAAAUCCCAAAACAGACAAACUGGUGAAUGAAAGACUUAUCAGCAUAGCCUAUGGCCAAAUAGGUAUGAUCCAGGCUCUGGCUGGAUUUUUCACCUAUUUUGUUAUCCUUGCUGAAAAUGGCUUCCUACCAUCAACACUGCUUGGCAUUCGUGUUGGCUGGGAUGAUAAGUAUGUCAAUGACCUGGAGGACAGCUAUGGCCAGCAGUGGACAUAUGAACAGAGAAAGAUUGUGGAGUUUACCUGCCACACUGCCUUCUUCACCAGUAUUGUGGUUGUGCAAUGGGCUGACUUAGUAAUUUGCAAGACUAGGAGGAACUCCCUCUUCCAGCAAGGAAUGAAAAAUAAAAUCCUCAUCUUUGGACUGUUUGAGGAAACAGCUCUGGCAGCCUUUCUGUCCUACUGUCCAGGGAUGGAUGUAGCUCUAAGAAUGUAUCCUCUCAAACCCAACUGGUGGUUCUGCGCCUUCCCAUACUCUCUCCUCAUCUUUAUUUAUGAUGAAAUUAGAAAACUCAUCCUCAGACGAAAUCCAGGAGGUUGGGUGGAGAGAGAGACAUACUACUAG
Chanos chanos (milkfish) is the source of this 3084-nucleotide messenger RNA. It is a transcript of the gene atp1a1b, whose product is annotated as ATPase Na+/K+ transporting subunit alpha 1b. NCBI's taxonomy places the organism in Eukaryota, Metazoa, Chordata, Actinopteri, Gonorynchiformes, Chanidae. Gene Ontology annotation, biological process: proton transmembrane transport; potassium ion import across plasma membrane; intracellular potassium ion homeostasis. Gene Ontology annotation, cellular component: plasma membrane. Gene Ontology annotation, molecular function: ATP binding; P-type sodium:potassium-exchanging transporter activity; ATP hydrolysis activity. The coding region runs from base 1 to 3084 and encodes 1027 amino acids. The record is from RefSeq and is a predicted model, not a curated record. The transcript has 22 exons.